AAUCUGAUCCUAACAAUCUGGGACAGAUUUCUGGGAGCUAACUGGAUCACAUUGUUUUUUCGCUUUCGUCACCGUAUAGAAGUAAACACACUUCUAUACGGUGGUUAUGGGAAUACUGUGCUACAGAAUUAGUAAACAAAGUGCUCUCUACUCAUUGAUUUUUUCCAGAUUCAUAAAACAAGUUGUGAAAGUAUUUAGAAAUGAACCAUAAUUCUAAUGAUAUUUUGGAACACUACAUUAAUAUAUCGAGUAAAUUAAAGAAGAGAUUUUUAAGGAAACCAAAUAUAACAGAAGCUUGUGAUUCCUUUAUAAGUUUAGCCAAAAAAUGUGAAACAUUGGAAUUGCCAGCAUAUUCGAGUUUGUGUUAUAUAGCAGCAGCAAGAUGUGAAGGCUCUCUACUUAAUAAUACAGGUGAAACAUCUUGUUUAGUCCAGUCUGCUAGAGUACUAUUUGAAGCAGAAAAAAGUGAUAGAGAUUUAGGUUGCAAAAAUCUUUCUGGAGAGUAUUUGCAAGCUGGUUUGAGUUGUUAUGCACACGCAGAAAGUAGAUACUCAGAAAGUUGUAGUAUUCCCAUCAGCCUAAAUUUAGAAAUAGUUGAAUUCCUGAAGCGAAUUGGAAAAACUGAAUAUACACAUCUCUACAUAGAAAAUUCUGUAGAAUUGUCCAAAGCAAGAUGUAACACCAUAAUUCAUUGCUUACAACUUUUAGCAUCACAUUUUAUAAAUUGUGGUGACUUUUUGGCCUCACUUGAGGUAUUUUUGGAAAUUUCAAAACUAGCUGAUAAUUCAACUCCUAAUGGCAAUAGAUCUGAAAUCCUAUUGAAAUGUGAACUCAACAGUGUUCUUCUUUUGUUGAUUCUGCGACCUAGUCCCCAAAAGCUGUCACCAUGUUUAGCAAAAAUUUUAGAAAAAUAUACUUGGGGUGAUAAAAAUGAUUCAAGUUUGAGAGCCUGCAGAAUGACAGAAGAAAUGUUUCUGCUAUUACAAUCUCUUGUGACAACAUGCCAAUCCUUGGAUACAAGCAGUUUAUUAGACUUGGAAUCAGAUUUUUGGAAAUUAUUAUUCAAGGAGGAAAAAGAAUUACUUCGAAUAUUAGUCAAAACCUACCAGAGGUAACAGGUCAGGUCCAAUUGCUUUCAAACAUUAAUACAAACCUAAUUGACAUACAUGAAUACAGUUUUAAAGCGUCUUCAGAAAAAAAAUUGAGUUGUCACUUUUGUAUAUUUUGUAGUUAAUGUGAUGAAAUAAACUUAUUCUAUUCUA
Molecule: messenger RNA, 1262 nt
Organism: Leptinotarsa decemlineata (Colorado potato beetle)
Lineage: Eukaryota; Metazoa; Arthropoda; Insecta; Coleoptera; Chrysomelidae
Gene: Hap40
Product: Huntingtin-associated protein 40 kDa
Biological process (GO): vesicle cytoskeletal trafficking
Cellular component (GO): early endosome
Source: RefSeq, a predicted model, not a curated record